GGAACUGGUACUAUCUUCUCUUCCCUUUGCCUCUCUAUAUUAAAAACCCUAAUCCGAGAGCCCUGAAAGUUGAGUAUCCCAAAACCAACCCCUUUCUCCAGCUCUUACUCUUUUUCCUCUUCUUCUUCUUCUUCUCUGCAUCUUUUGCCUUUCUCUUGUCCCCCAAAAAGAGGAAGUGGACUAAAACAGACAACACACAGAAACUUCUCUACUUUGGAGGAUUGUGUCCAAAGUGGUAGAACUGUGGAAGUAGUCUUUCACUACUUUUGUCCCUUCUUUUUGGGUUUUGAAUAUAUAAGAGAAGCAAUUAAUCCCAAUACAGAAAGGAUUACUUAAUCCAUCCCCAACCAUAGAAAGUCUUCCUUAUUUCCUUGUGUGGCUGCAGCUGCUUGGGAGACAAGAUAGAUUAAAGAGAGAGAAAGAUGGAGUGGAAUGGCAACUUGAGGAACCUUAACGUUCCUCGUCCCUCGGAGGCUUCAUUCAACUUCCUCUACAGCUAUAACUGCGACCAGUUUCCUCCAGUGUAAUGAUAACAGUGGAUGUGAAGCAACUAGCUGAACCUCAUCAUCAAGGGAUGAACUAUGGUGGCGGCGGUAGUAGCAGCAGCAACAACUACGCGAGCCAUCAACAGCAAAUGAUGACGAUGAUGAUGAUGGAGAAGAAGAAGAGACUGACCAACGAGCAGCUGGAGUCGCUGGAGAGAAGCUUCCAGGAGGAGAUCAAGCUGGACCCCGACCGCAAAAUGAAGCUGUCACGGGAGCUGGGGCUGCAGCCGAGGCAGAUCGCCGUUUGGUUUCAGAACCGGCGGGCCAGGUGGAAGGCCAAGCAGCUGGAGCGCCUCUACGACUCGCUCAAGCACGAGUUCGACUCCGUCUCCCAGGAGAAGCUCAAGCUCCAGGAAGAGGUUGUGAUGAAGCUGAGAGGAAUGCUGAGAGAGCAAGCAACGAGGAACAGGCAAGUGUCGACGGCUGGGUACACGGAGGUAAUUUCCGGCGAAGAGACGGUGGAAAGCACGUCCGGGGCGGUCGGACAGAGCAGCUCCGGGAGGGCUAGAACGGUGGUAGCCGGCGGCCAGCAUCAGAUGACGGCGGAGAGCAAUUACCUAAUGAGUGUGGAUGAAUACAACCCAGUAGUAGUACCGUCUCCUGCUGCUUACUGGGCUACUACUCUGCCGUCUUAUCAUUAAUGAAGCGUAGAACCAAAUGAUUGAUUAGUAAUAAUUAAGUUAAGCUCAUUAGUACGUGAGCUUACUCUUCUUUCCUUAUGAUUAUCUAGGUCUGGCUAAUAUAAUUAUGGAGAUAUUUCGAUUAUGAGUUUGAUUCUAGUUAAUGAAUUCUGUGGAAGCUAGGUCCCGAGUGAUUAUUUGAGUCC
Messenger RNA from Linum tenue, 1371 nucleotides. NCBI's taxonomy places the organism in Eukaryota, Viridiplantae, Streptophyta, Magnoliopsida, Malpighiales, Linaceae. The record is from the annotation of a GenBank genome assembly.